UGUCGAUGCUGUCUACCUAAUGUUCCCGCUACCAGACCGGUAUCUACUGCGUUGUGAUAUCCCAUCAUGCUUCGAUUGCGUAUUAUGUCUUCAACGGCCACAAUUUUCUGUUCUCUGCUGUUUUCACCGUCCACCAUAGAUGCUGGAAAUCGAACUGAACAGGCAAACGGAAAUCGUAACGAAUCGACCAAUUCAGUGUGCGAUACACAAGCAUGCAAAAACGCUGCGAAGAAGAUCUUGGAGCGUAUCAACACCUCAACCGAUCCAUGUGACGACUUCUAUCAACACGCCUGCGGAAAAUGGAUACAGAAUCAUGAGAUUCUCGACAAUGAAACUCUCGUCGAUGAAUUUUAUUAUUUACAGAAAAAACUGGAGAAAAUCGGUCAAAGUUUGCUGGAUAACGUCACAAAAGACCCGUUUCCGUCGGAAGUCAAAAUAAAACACUUGUACCGGCAGUGCAAAGACGAAGAUCAUAUUGAGCGGCAAAGUGGUACGCCGGUGCUUGAUUUCCUGAAUAAGCACAUGGGCGGUUGGCCCGUUCUUACUGAUGAGUGGAACGCUUCCAAUUUCGAUAUCUUCAACGCAUUAGUUAACGUUCACUUCGCUGGCAGUUCCCCCUUUUUCGAAAUUAUCGUUGACUAUGAUGUCGUCAGUCCGUUGACCAACGUGAUUUAUAUUACCGAACCGGCGACCUUCGCCGGUGUAGACAUAUUGAACAACGAAAUCACAGGAAAACUGCACAUCGAAAGUUAUUUACAACAACUGAUGAACGUAACAACUUUACUUCUGCAAGAGACAAACAAGUCACAUGUGGAUGUUAAUCAGUUGUCACCCAAUCUCACGGAUAUUGUCGCGACUGAAAAGUAUCUCGCCAUGGCCGGACUAUCCGCCAUGGAUGCUCAAAAUGACUCCAUAUAUCUGAACAAGAUGACACUAAGUGAAUUUUACCAGCGAAACCAAUUCAACUCUUCCUUGAUGAAGAACAUGACGGAAUACAUGCAGGCUUACUUCAAGGAAGCCAACAUUACGGGCAUCAUCCACAAUGAUACUGUCGUGGUUGUGCCAAAUUUGUCAUUGUGGUCCAAGCUGGACGCCAAAUUUGCGGAGUUCGAGCAGCAAGGCGCGGAAGGAAUGAAGCGCGUGGCUAAUUAUAUUGGUUGGAGAGGCAUACAGCAUGCACUGAGGUACUUGUCCCUUAAUUAUAGAAGAACCCAAGCAGAGUACGAACAGAAGACCACCGGUAGAAAAGUUAAAGAGGAACCGCCAGCUGGCGAGCGUUGUCUCGAUAUCGCUACGGAAUCUAUGCCUUUGACGAUGGGGGCACUCUUUGUUCGAGAUACCGUUCCUAAAGACCUUAAAGAAAAAGCCACUUUGAUGGUCAACGACAUUCAAAUGGGAUUCAAGGAGCUCCUGGACGCUGCCAGCUGGAUGGACAACGCCACACAUAAUGCAGCACAAAAGAAACUGUCAGCUAUGAUUAACGAAGCCGCCUACCCAGACAUUAUGGUCAACAAUAUCUCGUUGAUUGAUUCGAAAUACGCAAAUAUCGCCAUUCAAAAGAGUUACGCAGCGUCCAUGAUGGAGAUUGCCAAAAAUCUGAUUGUUCGCAAUCUGAAGCUAACCUUGAAAGCAAACUUGCGUUAUGACCCGGUCAAGGACACCGGUGAUAUCACAGAAGUGAAUACAUUUUACAGUUCGAACAUGAAUGGUUUAAUUAUUAAUGCUGCGAUUUUGCAACCACCGUUCUACGACCCAGAAAGCCCAGAGUACUACAAUUACGGGGGCAUCGGUGUGCUUAUUGGCCAUGAAACAACGCACGGCUUUGACAACACCGGAGGGAACUACGACGAUCAAGGCGUGCGACGGUCAUGGUGGACGAACAGUACGAAGGCGGCGUAUGACAUUCGCACAAAGGGACUGGCGGCACAGUACGAUAAUUACACCACGGCGGUCGGACGGAUGAAUGGGCAGCUGACACUAGCGAAGAAUAUCGCUGACAACGGUGGCACCAGAGCAGCAUACAAAGGAUACCUUCGACACUUAAGCAGGUUAAGAAAGCCGGAACCUGUUGCCGCCGAAUUGGCUCAUUACUCUCCGAAACAGCUGUUUUUCUUGUCGCUUGCUCAGGUGUGGUGCGAAAAGGCCAGACCAGAGGCAAAGCGUAUCAACCUCCUGACUGAUGAGCACUCACCGGCAGAAUGGAGAGUCAACGGCGUGGUCUCCAACAUGGUGGAGUUUUCGGAAGCGUUCAACUGCUCAGUCGGUGCUAGGAUGAAUCCUCGCGACAAGCAGACUGUUUGGUAGUAUCGGGCACGAGAUUAAUGGUUAUUAAUCGAUCACGGUUGCACGUGGAACAUCCAUUUGAUUAAUACUGAGCAGUUUGAGCGGUUACGUUAUGACGCGCGAUAGCAAGUGUGCAGCAAAAUUUUACGUCAAGUUUCUUUUC
Messenger RNA from Paramacrobiotus metropolitanus, 2446 nucleotides. RefSeq names its product membrane metallo-endopeptidase-like 1. Gene Ontology annotation, biological process: protein processing. Gene Ontology annotation, cellular component: plasma membrane. The record is from RefSeq and is a predicted model, not a curated record. The coding region runs from base 67 to 2304 and encodes 745 amino acids. NCBI's taxonomy places the organism in Eukaryota, Metazoa, Tardigrada, Eutardigrada, Parachela, Macrobiotidae. Gene Ontology annotation, molecular function: metalloendopeptidase activity. The transcript has 11 exons.